CCAGACACCUUCCCCUUCUAGCACACACGCACAUUUCAAGCUACAAACUAACACGGCUUCCAAAGCCCCAUUGCCCCCUGAUCAAGCGCAGGGGGGCAGAUCAACUGCCCUGUGCCUUGAAGAGGGGUAGACAAAGAGACCAGCAAAAAGAUAUGAAGACCCAGCAGAUGUUCAGAGCUGGUCAACAAUCUCUACUAUCUUUAGAUCUACUGAUCUUCUCUGUAUUGAAGUAAGCGUGGGGUCAUUGAGGGCACACAGCCAUGUCUAUACCACAGGACAUAUGCUCUUCCGACAAAGACUCACUGGAGACUCUGGAGAAACAGCUUAUUUGCCCCAUCUGUUUGGAGGUCUUCACCAAACCAGUCGUCAUUCUGCCCUGUCUGCACAACCUUUGCCGCAAGUGUGCCAAUGAGCUGUACCAGCCAUCUCUAUUUCAGGUUGGCGUUGGAGGACACUUUCGCUGCCCUUCCUGUCGACAGGAGAUUGUCCUGGACCGUCACGGAGUUUAUGGACUUCAGCGCAAUUUACUUGUGGAGAACAUCAUUGAUGUUUACAAGCAGGAGUCUGCGAGGGCAGAUCAGGAAAGUGUUAGCUCUAGGCCUCCACCAAAGCCUCCGGCUCAGCUGACCUGUGAUGAACACGAUGAUGAGAAGCUUAAUAUUUACUGCAUCGAGUGUCAGGUGCCCACCUGUUCUCUCUGCAAGGUGUUUGGUGCUCACAAGAACUGCAAAGUAGUUCCUUUAUCUGAUGUCUAUGAGCAACAGAAGACAGAGCUCAGUGAUGAAGUUGCCUCAUUGGUUUCCUCCAAUGAUGACACCCAAGCUUUUAUUAACGAACUGGAAGCAAUCUGCAGGAACAUAGAGGAGAAUAGCAGGAUCCAAAAACAGAUUCUUUGUGAGAAGUUUGAUGGCAUGACUGCUAUUCUGGAGGAACGAUGCAAAAUCAUGACUCAACAGAUUACAUGUGAGGAGGAGGAAAAGACUGGCUGGACCCAAUCUUUAGUGCAGACCUACAGUGGGCAUGUAGACACAAACUCAAAAUUGAUGGAGGCAGCUCGUAUCGCUAUUGAAGACUUAGAGAUGGCUGAUUUUGUGCUGACUUCAAAAGAUCUUAUUGAGAAGGUUUCUAAAGCGACUACUAGCUUUACUUUGGAGACCCUUGAACCUGGAUAUGAGAAGAUGGAUCACUACAAGGUGGAUUUUAGUACAGAGGAGCAAGUGCUCUAUCAACUGGAUUUCAUAAAGGUUGAAGAAGAGGUGGAGGACACAUCUGAUGAGCCAAUAUCAGAACCAGAGCCAGAACCUGUGUAUGAACUUGAACCAAUGCCAACCCCAGAACCUGUGUAUGAAUCUGAACCAAUGCCAACCCCAGAACCUGUGUAUGAAUUUGAACCAAUGCCAACCCCAGAACCUGUGUAUGAACCUGAACCAAUCCCUGAACCAGACCAGGAUCUAAAAUCAGACUCUGAGACGAGAAGCUUCAUGUCAGAGACUAUUGGGAAUUCAUGGGGGCAAGCAAAUGCCUGUGCAGAUGUCAGAAAGGAGCCUGUGUGCGAGAGGAACGGGUUUAGCAUCCAGCAGGCUGUCACCCUCACCCUUUACUUCCUGGGUUUUCUGUUCAUCCUACAGCGAAUGUGGGGAAGCAUUCAGUGCCUAAUUUGUAUAUAGUGGGGUCAAAGAGGCACAGUCACCAGACACAACUGUGAAACGCCGCUCUUGAAGGACUGAGCCCUCCAGGGGUCACCAGCGAGCCAAUGGUUUUCCUUCUGCUGGUUUAAUGCAAGACUGCUCAAAAGCAGGAAUGAUGUCUUGCUAUAAUCCUGACCUGAGAUGUCUCUUCAGUUUGGUUCUUGACAUGAUACCUGUGUUGGAAUAAUGCAUAUAAAUAAAAGUGCAAAUUAUUCUGGAUAUUCACAAUUAAAGAUUUAAAGAAUAUGUUUUUUUUCUCUGUUGUACUGGCAUUAUCAAUUCUCCAGAGCCAUCGGUGCAAGAUGAUAAGAGUGCGAAACACACCGCACCCAUUCUAGAUUUGUGAGCCAUCCCAAUUCUACAUUGACUGGACCUUUUUUUAAGAUAGGGUUUUAUGAGAUAAAUGACAGGGUUUGUAAUGUGUAUUUUCACAGUGUUUUUUUUUUUUAGUUGUUUGUAUGGUUAGUGUAAUUAUAAGAGUUUUUUGCCAAAAUGUGUCAAAUUCUCUUUUUUGCCAACAUUUGAAUUGCAGUUUACUGCCUAAAUAGCCUAUGGUUCAAGAUGUGCAUUCAGUCAAUAAAGACCUUACAGAUAUUAUG
Messenger RNA from Misgurnus anguillicaudatus (oriental weatherfish), 2287 nucleotides. RefSeq names its product tripartite motif containing 101 (gene trim101). Gene Ontology annotation, molecular function: zinc ion binding. NCBI's taxonomy places the organism in Eukaryota, Metazoa, Chordata, Actinopteri, Cypriniformes, Cobitidae. Gene Ontology annotation, cellular component: cytoplasm. Gene Ontology annotation, biological process: regulation of microtubule cytoskeleton organization. The record is from RefSeq and is a predicted model, not a curated record.